Messenger RNA from Brienomyrus brachyistius, 4197 nucleotides. Its product is annotated as plasminogen activator inhibitor 1 RNA-binding protein-like. Gene Ontology annotation, cellular component: cytoplasm; nucleus. Lineage: Eukaryota; Metazoa; Chordata; Actinopteri; Osteoglossiformes; Mormyridae. The transcript is spliced from 8 exons. Gene Ontology annotation, molecular function: mRNA 3'-UTR binding. The record is from RefSeq and is a predicted model, not a curated record. The coding region runs from base 174 to 1325 and encodes 383 amino acids.
UUUAAAAAAUUCUUACAGCCCCCCACUCCCCCGACCCGUCAGUGAGUCCCGGAUGUCAAUCGCGCCGGAAGAGAAGAAGGUCUCUUUCCCGGCCAUCUUGAGGCUUUACUUAGCGAGUUGUUCGCUCCAAGCCCCGUAGAAUCGGAGGAAAAUCCUGCUGAAGGGGCGCCAUCAUGCCCGGACAUCUGCAAGAAGGCUUCGGCUGCGUCGUAACCAAUCGGUUCGACCAGCUAUUAGAUGACGAGUCCGAUCCUUUUGAGGUGUUAAAGGCUGCAGAGAACAAGAAGAAGGACGCGGCCGCUGCUGGUACCACCAAGACUGCAGCUCAAGCCGCCAAGCAGCCGAAAAAGGAGUCGCAAAAAGACCGAAAGAAUCCCCUUCUUGACAAGAAGGAGGAACCUCAGCCCCCGGUGUCUCUAAAAAAAGAGGGUAUCAGGAGGGUGGGUAGGAGGCCAGAGCAGCAGUCUGCCCACCCCGGUCCUCAGGGCUCCCAGCCGCAGGGGGCCCCGGUGGAGGGUCGCCCAACGGACCGGAGGCCGGACAGACGGCCUCCUCGCGAACGCCGCUUCGAGAAGCCUGCAGAGGAAAAGCCAGAGGGUGGCGAAUUUUCCACUGAGAAGUUUGCCGGGGACAGGCCUGUUCGGGGGCGUGGAGGUGGACGUGGCGGACGUGGGGGUCGUGGCCGCGGCAUGGGCAGGAGCGACGGCUUUGAUUCCCGUGGAAAACGUGAAUUUGACCGACACAGCGGAAGCGACAAAUCCAGCCUGAAAGCCGAGGAGAAGCGUGGCGGGAGUGGAUCGCAUAACUGGGGCACUGUUAAGGAUGAGCUGAGCGAGCUGGAUCAGUCCAACGCUACUGAGGAAACCCCCGAAGGGGAGGAGCACCCCCCCGCGGACUCGGAGAACAAGGAGAACGAGGCUGAGGAGGUGAAGGAGGAGGGCCCGAAGGAGAUGACCCUGGAUGAAUGGAAGGCCAUGCAGAUCAAGGAGCGGGCUAAGGUCGAGUUCAACAUCCGCAAGCCUAACGAGGGCGCUGACAGCCAGUGGAAGAAGGGCUACGUGCUGCACAAGUCUAAGAGCGAAGACGCCAAUGCCGAAGAGGCCUGCGGGGAGCACCACUUUCGGAAACCGGCCAACGAUAUCACGUCCCAGCUGGAGAUCAACUUCGGAGACCUGGGUCGUCCUGGACGUGGCCGUGGGGGACCCCGUGGUGGAAGGGGGGGACGUGGUGGCAGCAGGCCGGUGCGUGGUGUCCGACCUGACAAGCCUAGUGGAGCUUCUGUGCCCAACGUCGAUGACCCAGAGGCAUUCCCUGCCCUGGCCUGAACAUGGUCUCCAUUUGGCCGAACCUCACGUCCUUCCAGGCCUCCUCCUCUACGAGGCUUGCAUGCUUGUGGAACCUUCAACUAUAAUAAAAAGACUGUCAUCCAUACCAUUCACACUUGGACUGAAAUUUUAAUGGUUUUAAAAGACAAACAAAAAAUGGAAAAAGGACUCCUGUUGCCUCACAGAAGCAAACUAUCAGUAGAGGUUUUGUAUUUAGAAACAAGGUAGCAGGGAUGUUUUCAUACAGUAUUUUUUUUUCAGAUAUUAUGCAUUCUUCAUUAUCUUUUUGUAUUGCUGCAUUUCCAAAUAUAGGUGUGAAGACUGAGUUGACGGUGUUCCAUGGCUUGCUGUCUUGUCAAGCUCCCUACUGUUCGUUUUUAAGUUUCCUCUCGAAGAAAUAUCAAGGAUUAAGUUCUAGGUCCACUGGCUGAAAAAGCAUAGAGAGAAGUUAAGGCAGCAUUCGAAAUGGAGUUUUCAUGCUUUGGUUUUCAUAUUUUUAGAUGAUUACCAGACACAAUGUACUCCAGUUGUGAAGAUAUUUUUGAACUUCUAUUUAUGCUCUGUAUGCCUCUGAAUUUCACUUGCCCCCCCCCCCCCCUCCCAGUGGACCAUUAGUAUUUGAGUGUGCAUGUUUAAGUUUGUGUGUGGAGGCUCCACCAGCCCCAGUCGUGAGUGUGAAGCCUGCAGUUCCUCUUGGUCCUUUGUGUAAUUUAAAUUUUUAAAAAGAGACAUAUGGCAGCAGUAACUGCACAUUAGAAGUGACGGCUUCAUAUUUGCAGCCAUCCUCCUGUCCCCUCUGCUAACCUCGAUACCAUGUCUGCAUUCUUUGAGAUUGGGAAAACUGCAGGUUAUUUCUUGGAACCAAUGUGACAUUGUGGCUCUUGGUUUUAUCACUCCAUGUGGUUUUGUGUGUGUUUUUUUAUUAUUUUUUUUUAAACGAGACGGCAGCACUACUACUACUGCAUAAUUUACUGAAAAAAUGCUGUUCAGUGUGGAGCAAUGGAGUGCUACGAAAUGUAUGGAUGCUAACCCUGCUAUUUGACCUCUGUGUAUUUAAGAAUUGUCACAAUCAGAUUGUCGUGGGGAAAUGUUACGGGGGCGGGGUGGGGGGGGGGGGGGAGUGGCUCCUUUGUCUGAACACUACCAUAAGCUGAUCCAAGCUUUGUAUUUUUGUGUUGGGCAGACUUGUGGGCGAUGUAUGGACACGGGGGGGUUAUUUUCUGUAGAACUGUCGGGUCCAGCUGCGUUGGGCAUCUUGACUUUAAAAAAACCCCCUUUCUGUGAAAAACACAAAACACCCCUGUUCUAAUAAAUUGCUUAGAAGUGUUCAAGGUAAGCUGCUUAACGCAGUGUUGUGUGUAAUGAUUACUGUUUAUGUUUUUGUGUUUAAGCUCAACCUGGGCAAGUCCAUGAACUUGGAUAGUUAUGCUGUCUCGUGGUAAUCUUCAACGUCUUUGUGACCACAGAAAUCUGUCUGCAUUUAUGUUAUACAGGCUAGUUGUGAAAUGUCGAAAUCCCAGGCUGGUAUGUGCGUCUAUAUAUGGGUUUUUGAAUGACCUACACGGUCAGUUUUUGCUAAUUGUGGGGCGGUGUGCUUGUGAUUGGACGGUCACUAGUACAAAUCUCCGAGUUGGCAGAGUGAUUCUGCCAUUUGUCUCCUGAGUGAGGAGCUUAACCUCCCACCGGUUACUCCAGGGAACGUCUGACCAUACUUUCUCUCAAAAAUGUGUCUUUGGAUAGUGGCAUUUGCGAAGUAAAUAUGAGUGCUAAUUUUUCUGCCAACGUAGCCCCUCUUGUCUGAGGGUGCCUUUUUUGAUUAAGUGGGGUCGCCUGGUUGAUUUAGGCUUUUAGCAUGAUGGGUCAGUCUUUGAAGUUGUUAGUAUUUUUUUUAUGGUCUUUAGGUCUUAUUUUAAGGACUGCUUCACAUGCUAUUGGUUUAAAAUGUUUAAGAUGAUGCUUCAAUUCUGGGAGUAUUUUUAUUUAUUUUUUAAUUCCUUGCAUUGAUGUGACAUUGCUCUUUCACGAGCUUAGGGCUUUUCUCUUAAGCUAAUGAAAACUAUUAUGCUGACAUUUUCUUCUGGAUGUGUCGCUGAAGUUGAGCUAUGAUGUAGUCUUGCAUUAUAUCUUUCACAAUAUCAACCCUCACAAAUACAUUACCUCUGAAAUUGAUUUUUGUAAAUUACUGUUUUUUUUUUUUAAUAUGUUAAUAUAAAUGUGAAGUGGUCUAAAAUUGAGUUUUAUUUUAACUAGCUGUUGAGUUUAAGCUUACAAAGUAACAAUAAGGAAUGCAAUUAGGGGUUUGUCGGAGACAUGCUUGGGUUUAACCAGUACAAGCAAAGAUCGUAAACAGUAUUUUGGUAAUACUAGUUUACUCAGUAUGCCUGAGAUGCAACCCUCUUCUUGUUUAGAAUUAGGGCCUUGUCGCUAGUACCCUGGUCUAGGGCCUUAAUUGCUCCAAAACCCAGUCUCACCCAAGUCCCUUUAUUGCUGUUCCCUCAGUGUAGACAGCUGUGAUUGUUGGAUUGUGUUGUACAGUUUAUGGAAAAUAUUUGCACAUUUCCAAAAUCGCACACUUGAUUUUAGUCAUAUUUUACAACGUCAAAUUUGAAUGUAAAAGUUGUAUAAAACAAUGUCUUGAAUGUUUUUUUGUUUUUGUUUUUUAUUUUUUUUGUGACUUAAGGAAUUUUUGCCGUAAAAGGUUUUGACCCCUGUCAUUAUUACAGGUUCUUUUUGGUAAGUUGUUUAUUCUUAAAUUUGCCCCUAUUUCUACUGAAAGAUAAAUGAAUCUUGCGUGUAUAAAAUCCCUUAUGCCACUAGUGUCACUCCAUUCUAGUGUUGCAGUGACUUUAGUAUGAAUAAAUGACCAAUGGUG